Quercus robur (English oak) is the source of this 468-nucleotide messenger RNA. RefSeq lists its product as uncharacterized. NCBI's taxonomy places the organism in Eukaryota, Viridiplantae, Streptophyta, Magnoliopsida, Fagales, Fagaceae. The record is from RefSeq and is a predicted model, not a curated record. The transcript has a single exon. The coding region runs from base 1 to 468 and encodes 155 amino acids.
AUGUAUAAUGGCAGAAUGGACCCUAUGGAGCACGUUAGUCAUUUCAACCAGAGAAUGGCUGUUCAUUCCAAGAAUGAGACCUUGAUGUGCAAAGUGUUCCCAUCCAGUUUGAGGCCUGUGGCGAUGAGAUGGUUUGACGGCCUUGAAGAAGAUUCUAUUAGCUCCUUUAAGGAGCUUACUAGGGCGUUUAGGGCUCGUUUUGUGACUUGCAGUAGGGUUCCCCGGCCUUUGGACUCCCUACUGUCUAUGACCAUGCGAGAAGGGAAGACCUUAAAAACGUAUUCCGACAAGUACUGGAAGAUGUUCAAUGAGAUAAAUGGGAAUUUUGACGACGUGGCUAUAAAGACUUUCAAGGUUGGCUUGCCCGCCAAGUAUGAUCUGAGAAAGUCUUUGACCAGGAAACCAGUUAGGAGUGUGCGUCAGCUCAUGUACCGUAUUAAUGAGUAUAAGCGGGUCGAGGAGGACUAA